AUGGCCCUAUUUCAGCUACUGACGGGAGUCUCCGGUCUCGCCUUCGUCGCCGUCGCCGUCGCCAUCCUCCUGUUGGUCCUGGCCCGAUCAACCUCGAAGCGAAGCCCACUGCCACUCCCUCCUGGCCCUUCUGGAGAACCGAUCCUGGGCCAUUUACGCAUCAUACCUGCCUACAGCCCCGAAUACGCCUACAUGCGAUGGUCCAAGGAAUAUGGAUCCGAUAUCCUGUCCUUCAACGUCUUGGGGCAGCCCGUCGUCGUCCUCAACUCGGUCCGCACCGCCGUCGACUUGCUGGACAAACGCGGCGCCAACUACUGCGACCGCCCGCGCUUUGUCCUUUUCGAGGUCAUGGGCUGGGGCAAGACUCUCACCUUCCUGAGAUGGGGCCCGGACUUUCGCAUGCACCGUCGCAUCCUGCAGAAGAGCUUCCAGAAGAGCAGCGUCGUGCGAUACCAGCCUCUGCAGGAGCGUGAGACGGCAAUCUUGCUCAAGGGCAUCCUCAACAGCCCUGCCGAGUGGGAAAACGCCUUGAGGCGAUUUGCCACGGCCGUCGUCCUCGGCAUAGGCUUCGGCAUUAACAUCGACAGCGACAGCGACCCUUUCAUUCAGGUGGCUGCCGACGCCAGCUACGCCCUUGCCCAUGGCGGCGCCCCCGCCGGAACCCCAGUCGACUUCUUCCCCUUUCUCAAGUCGAUGCCGCGCUGCUUUCAUGACCGCUCGCUCAAAUUUGCCACCGACUGGAGGUGGGCCAUUUGCAACCUGCACGACAAGCCCUUCGACGCCGUCUUGGCUUCCGAGCAAAGGGCCCAGUCGCUCAUUAAAGACAUGCUUGACCAAAGACAGCUCCAGCUAGAAAGGGGAGAGCAGCCGGAGCUGUCCAACGACGACAUCAAGGGCGCCGCCGGUGCCGUCUACGCCGCCGGCCAGGACACAACGUGGAGCUCCUUGGUCGUUUUCAUCCUCAACAUGAUACUUCAUCCCCAAGUGCAGGCAAAGGCACAGCGCCUCAUCGACGACGUCGUGGGACGCGACAAGCUGCCCACCUUCCAGGACCGUCCUCGCCUGCUGUACAUUGACUACAUUGUCCAGGAGACCCUGCGGUGGUGCCCCGUUUCCCCCAUUGGCAUACCUCAUCGCUCCCUUGAGGAUGAUGUCUACAACGGCUACUUCAUCCCCGCGGGCUCCUUUGUCUACGCCAACGCGCGGGCUAUGACGCAUGACGAGUCGGUCUAUACCGAUCCGGAUAACUUCAACCCGGAUCGGUACAUGCCGGUACAAGAGGGCGGCUUGGGCGAGCCCUUUCCCAUCGGACAGUUUGGCUACGGCCGUAGAGUAUGCGUCGGAAAGCACUUGGCCGAGGCCAGCUUGUGGAUUGUCAUUGCGUCCAUGUUGAGCGCAAUGAACAUUGAGAAGGCAAGAGACAACGAUGGCAACGACAUUGAGCCGGUAGUCGAACUGACCAGCGGCUUGACGAGCCAUCCCAAGAGGUAUCCAUGUCGGAUCGUACCUCGAGAUGGAAAGGCCGCUACAGUGCUGCGUGGGAUCAAGACCUAG
Molecule: messenger RNA, 1554 nt
Organism: Hirsutella rhossiliensis
Lineage: Eukaryota; Fungi; Ascomycota; Sordariomycetes; Hypocreales; Ophiocordycipitaceae
Product: cytochrome p450 domain-containing protein
Exons: 1
Coding region: 1-1554 (517 amino acids)
Molecular function (GO): oxidoreductase activity, acting on paired donors, with incorporation or reduction of molecular oxygen; monooxygenase activity; iron ion binding
Source: RefSeq, a predicted model, not a curated record